CUUCAGUUCUCCCAGAUUGCUGAUCGCUUCUAUGGCAGAAACAUAUACCGAAAGUGAUUCCGCAACUGUCAGAAUUCCUCCAAGUCCUUCCACUCCGGCCAUGGUUGAUCAAGAAAGUGAGAGACACCAUACAACUCAAGAGUGUCACUGCUGUGCCACGGAGAGCACAGGCUGCGGCAGUACAAUACCUUAGUCACCUGGUAGGUAUUUCUUUUGUAUUGCGGGGACGACUUGUAGGAGUCCAACUCGAUGAAUGAACGAGGCAUGCCGAUACUACAAAAGUGUCAUGGCCUGAGGUCCUCCAAUGUUGUCGACAGCUGCCACUGUCACCCCCUCCCCCGUACAACGUGGCAUAUUCCGAUACGUCUUCCUGGCACACCUCCUCUUCCUAGUCCGCUGCAUCUUGACUCUGUACCUACCUACCUAGGUAUAAGGUACAAAUCUCCUCACAGAUGUGCAUGAAGAAUCAUGGCAUGGACUGGGUCGCUGGGAGCGCCACUUCUGGUUCCUCGUACUUCUGGCGAAGCCAGGUGUCUUAUCGUGAUUUCAAAGCCGACAGCAAUGCACCGAGUCUGUUUACCAUUAUCGCCAAGGGAAGACUCUCGAGCUCCUGGGACGCAAUAGAGAAUGAAGAAUGGCAACAAACACAACGACGCAAGCGGGCACGACCCACCAUGCUGGAUCAAUCGCAGACGGUACGCUGAAGGGUUAUCCAAAGGCAGCGAGAUUGAUGGAACAAUUCCCCGACGCAGCAAUAUUUCGAAAGUUUACAGCACUGACGGCGUUUCAACUCAUGAGUCUCCAAGCGGAACUGCUGGAUCUCGAGGAUCAACUAUGGCAGACGUGCAAAGAUGACGAUGCUUCACAGGACGAAAAAACUCGCAAACGUACCAGGCAGUUCUUCACCCUUCACAAAUCCAGAGCGCCAGAUGAUGAUCAGCUGAAGCUUUUGAGGAGAAGCCGCCAGAAGGUGCAAGAGUAUUACUCGUUGCUCCUGAAAGGUGCCCAGGUCCAAGGGCUCCAGCCUCCUCUCGAGGAGAAUCUACGCUUUCUUCGGGAUCGCUUGGAUGAAGAGAGCGUGCAAGACAAAGACGGUCCCGUAUUCCUAGCAGCACUCGAGAGGUUCACGUGGCACUACUCGGACACGCAUGAAUAUGUCUCCCUUGUGCGAAACCUCGACGCAGACUCUGAAAUGGCAGAUGUGAAAAAGUGGUUGAGUCCUAAACUGAUCGACUGGUAUCAUGAAUUAUGGGGAAUCAAACAUCAGUCAUCAUCAAGCGUCGAACAGGCACCCGGGUGGGAGGGUGUCCGUGUCUACAACAAUGAGACCUUGAAAAAGUUCCGAUUCCUCUUCAAACUCACCGCAACCAUCCUGGCGUCACUUACGCCGGCAGUGACAAUCCUGAUAUUGUACUAUGUUCGUACCACAAUCAGUCGGAUUGGCAUCACCAUUGCUUUGACAGCAGCAUUUGGAUUGAUUCUUGCCUUCUGCACCGCUGCGAACAUGAAAGAAGUGUUUGCCUCCACAACCGCCCUGGCUGCGGUGGAAGUUGUCUUUAUCGGUAGUACGACGACGAAUACCACUGCAUAACCCUUGCUUUUCCGAAAAAUUCGGGUGGAUGCCAAUAAUAACUGGCAGUCGGACUAUGCGGGAGCUUUGGCCAUUGGAAACUGAAAUGGAUGUGAUAAGUAUUGUCUUCAGACGAGAUGCGUUGAGGUAUAAUCAAGGUUCUUGGGCCCCGGGUAGAGCACAGAGCGAAUGCAUCUAGCGUGGUACUUGCACGGUUCCUGUUGGACUGAUCAUUCCGUCAUAACUGUUGUUUAGCUUAGUCUGCACUUUGUGAUUGACAUCUGGAUUGGGAGACCAUCCGUCAGGUCUUGUCAUUGAGUUAAGAUAGUAGCACUCGCUGUAGUAGUGCUUGAAUCCACAGAGACAUUCGGGCUUCUUCCCUUUGUCCUCUUUUGUUGCGCUAAAAGCAGAGUGUGAAG
Exophiala dermatitidis NIH/UT8656 is the source of this 1989-nucleotide messenger RNA. RefSeq lists its product as uncharacterized. The transcript has 5 exons. Bases 635 to 1591 code for a protein of 318 amino acids. NCBI's taxonomy places the organism in Eukaryota, Fungi, Ascomycota, Eurotiomycetes, Chaetothyriales, Herpotrichiellaceae. The record is from RefSeq and is a predicted model, not a curated record.